Messenger RNA from Cladocopium goreaui, 1611 nucleotides. NCBI's taxonomy places the organism in Eukaryota, Dinophyceae, Suessiales, Symbiodiniaceae. The record is from the annotation of a GenBank genome assembly.
AGGAAGGUGCCAAGCCCUCCCAGUCCCCAUAUUCCCAGUGUCAUAGCUGCCAUGCCUAGAGGGCCUAGAACUCCUGCGACACCGGCGAAGAGAAAGCCCAAGGCUGAGGACGUCACGCCAGUCAAAGGCAAGAAACCUCAAAGCACUCAAUGUCAACGCCCCGGUGUCUCCGAAGGAUGUGAGAAGAAAUCCAAAGUGGACCUUGUGAAGGUCACUCCGGUCAACACGAAGAAGAGAACAAUGGAAGCAAUGGAAGCUCCGGUGACACAGGCAACACCACAGAAAGUGGCUCGUCAAGUUUCUGAAGUUCAAGGUGGCGAGCCCCCAAAGACUCGCAAGACUGGCAAAGGGAAAGAGGAGAAAUUUUCCGAGCACCAAGGCCACCAAGGGAAGCCAGAGAAGCGAGAGCAGAGCCCUGAGGGAAGUGAGAGCUGGAAGGACUGGGAGGGAUUGAUGUUGAAGCUCUUUGAUCGCAUCGAGACUGCCUUGCAGCAGAACGCCUCGAGAUAUCGGAUCACUUCCGUGGAGACACUUCGGCAAAGUGUUGAGGCCUCCAUGAACCGUGAUCUCACUCUGGAACGGCUGCGGCAGGUUCUUUCAUUGAGCGAUGGGAUGUUGGAGGCUUUGUGGAAGGGUGAAGGUUGCCCGUACUUGUCCGUAGAACAACGGGACAAGGAGGGAAGGCCAACACGCCCUGAAGCAAGUGAACUAUCUGAACGUCGAGCCACAUUUUACAAAGCUUUGUCCGGAGCGUGUGCCAGAAAAGAAGUGCCAGCAAAACCUCUUCCACCUCGACCAGCUGGGCAUGAAUCAGAACAGAUUGAAGAACCCGUUGUUGUGGAUGUUGAAGCUGGGCGAGCGGCUGCAGCAAAACUUGCAGAGCUCGCCAAGCUCCCAAGCCUCAGAACCACUGGGACUCCAAGGCAGCGAAUGGAAGCUUUGAAAGCUCGAAUCGCUGCCAAAAAAGCCAUUGUGGAAAAAGAGGAGCAGGAAGAAGCAGAAUUUCAACGCCUCUUGGAUUCCAUCAGUGUCUGCGAGGAUGUUCUUGCGGCAAGAGAGGUUCUGAUCCAUAUGUUUGCUCGUCCUGGUGAGGGAAAGAUUGUGAAUGUGUCAGAGAAGAAGAUUCUGGGAGCGCUCUGUUCUUGUACCUUUGCAGAUCAAUGCACUCGAAUGGUCAGCCUGGAUGCCGGCAAGGUUGCGCUGGCAAAGCUGAAAGAACUUGGAGAGGGGAUUUGGUUCUCAGUGAUUCCAGCCCAGUACUCGCAGGACACCUUCUGGCGCCGUAUCCCUGGAGGAAAUGACACCAGAGUGCGCGCAGCUUUGAAUGGUGAGAUGCAGGCCCUGCAGGAGAAGAAACUGAAAUUGGUAUCCGGCAGUGUCAAGGCAGUCAAGGCUGCAAAGGUCAAGAGGGACAUAUGAUGUCCGUGAUGUCCAGAUCAUGGGAAGCUUUGUGAACAAAGCUCGUGGUAUGACGCAGGCUUAGUUUUUUGUCUGUGAUUAUAUGUGAUUUAAUCUUGGUUGUGGGAGGAAAGAGUAGGGGGAUGCUGCUCUUCUGGUUUCACUCCUGAUGUUCUACAUCAGUUGGGGAGAUUUGCGGCGGAUUUGGAAAGA